AUGAAUCCAGCAUCGCCGACCCUGGGGCCAAAGAGCUCGUCUUCGUGGCGAAUUUUGGACUACCUCAAGAUCCUGUCGUCGCCAAAGCAGUCGGUGAGUCCGUCCAACACAUCGCUCAACUUAAAGGAACAGGCGGAAAAGGCCAAGAGCGUAUGCAAAUGCUCGUGCUGUGGCACCGUGCUAACGUUCCCUGAAAACACCCACAAGUUCUGUUGUCCGCAUUGUCAUACAACGAACUUGUUGCAUCUAGAUUUGACCGCAGACCCGCCAGUGCACCUCCUCUCGUAUAACUACGUGAAGCGUCUCGUGGACCAAGCAUUGCACUCAGACAAGAAGAUCGAAAACAGCCAUGAGCUCCAUGAACGAUUAAAGCCUCUUCUGGACUACCUCUUUCAAGCUUUCGGCUCAAUGGCUUGUUUAAACGAGUCGUUCAAAUUGAAGAGAAAGAGCCGAAGGCCGCACUAUUCUACGGCGAACUUGGACUACGAUGAUGUCCGCAAGAUCUUCGACCUUCUUACGUCGCUCCCUUCAAGACGGCCACUAUACUAUGCCCUUCUGGGCGCAUGUCACUGUCUCAAACGGCUUCCUCUCAACUUGUGUGACGAUCCUCGAAACCUUCUGUGGGUGAUGGUUCUCUUUGAGAUUCCUUUUUUGUCGAAGGCGCUAACAAACAACGAUAAACGCUCUCAGCAUCGUCCUGGUUCGAUGGUGGAGGUGCCUGAGAUCCAAGCACUCUGCUACGAGAUCUUGAAACGAGUCUUGGGGAUCUUUUCCCAGGCUGAAAGCACCUUGACCGGAAACUACGUGGCUUCGUGGUUUCUGAAGCGUUCUCACGUUGAUUUCAUGGCCAAGGUUGAGCUUAUCAAUUUGUACAUCACAUUCCACUUGAAAAAGUACUUUUACUUUGCCAACAACCCGGAGUUGGCUCGCAGAAGCAGUCUGGGAGGUGGACUCGAAAACACACAUCGUCGGAACAGCUCGAUUCCAACACCACCCCCUCAGCAAGAUGAAAGUCAUCUCGUGAAACCUACAAUCAAGGAGGCGAGGAGUAACAGUGUUCCCCAUGUUCAAGAUGAUGAAUACUUUCAGUACUCUUAUCUCAAAGAUGAAGUAGAAGGCAUGGACACGUUAGCGCCUCCAGUGAGCCUUCAGCAAUUGACGAGUGGUCCAUUGAGUCCCAGAUCUAGAGGCUCGAAAAAGAAGAAACACGAUGCGAAGAUUAGAGUUCAUCAGUAUUCACUGAACUACCACCUCCGAACAGCGUCCGGAGCGUUAAGCAUUUUUGUGAAGGCGAACUACAUUCGCUACGGGGAAAACAAGUUGCAAGCUCAUGCAUUUUACAAUUCCCUAGUCGAUUAUGUCAAUAUCAAGCUAGAUUACGACGCCUGGCUGAGUCGAAGAAAACUGAGUCGCCAAGAUGUCGGUACAGAGCCAGCGUUGCAAACCGUCAUCGAUUAUAUUCAUGGUUCGAACCAUGUACCCUUUACUGAAUCUCCAAGUACUACAUUCUACUUCUGUCAGUACCCGUUUCUAAUUACUCUUGGGGGAAAAAUUGCAAUUCUUGAGUACGAGGCCAGGAGGCAGAUGGAAAGGAAAGCAGAGGAGGCGUUUAUCAAUUCUCUUGAUCGCCGUGUGACACUAGAUGUCUACUUCAGAGUUAGAGUACGUCGUGAUUACAUCGUACAAGACUCGCUUCGCUGCAUUCAACUCAACCCAAACAACUUGAAGAAGAGCUUGCGAGUGCAAUUUAUUAAUGAGCCCGGUGUCGACGCUGGUGGUCUCAAGAAAGAAUGGUUUCUUCUACUCACUAGAGCACUCUUUAGUCCACACGCAGGGAUGCUUAGUUACGUCGAGGAUUCUAAUUUCCUUUGGUUCAAUGUUGUACCGGUGGACAAUUUCGAAAUGUAUUAUCUCUUUGGUGCAAUUCUUGGAUUGGCAAUAUAUAACCUGACCAUCCUCGACCUCAAAUUCCCCAUUACGAUGUACAAAAUUUUGUUGGGGUUACCCAUUGGUUUGGCUGACUAUCAGGAGAUUUUCCCCAUGUCAGCACGCAACCUUUUCAGAUUAAGAGACUAUAGCGCUGAAGAGAUCGAGUCGCUUGAUUUGACCUUCGAGGUUACAUUCUCAGACCCGUUUGGAACUCGAUACACCAAGGAUCUCAUUCCUGGCGGCUCGAAUUUGGUUGUGGACGGUGACAAUCGCGAGCUCUAUAUUGACAAGUACGCCCGAUUCUUCCUUUGGGACGGAAUGAGCAAGCAGCUCGCUGCUUUCAAAGGUGGUUUUUCCAAUGUGGUAGAUGGCAAUGCCUUCUCCUUGUUUCUGCCCGAGGAGAUACAGCUACUUUUGUGUGGCAGCGAGGAGAGCAAGUUCGAUGUGGAUGUGCUUCAGUCUGUCACCAACUACAGCGGGUGGGCAAGCAAAGAGGAAGCCACCGAGUCGUCCACAGUCAAGUGGUUCUGGGAAUAUGUCAGUGGACUUACUUACAAACAGCAGAAAAAAUUACUUCUUUUUAUCACGGGGUCAGAUCGAGUGCCAGCCACAGGGAUACAGAAUCUCACCCUUAAGAUCAGCCGCCUUAAGACAGCUGGCGGGGACAGCGACAGGCUUCCGGUGGCCCACACAUGUUUUAAUGAAUUGGCAUUGUACGAUUAUAUUAGCAAGAAAAAAUUGGCUGAGAAGCUUGACAAGGCGGUCAACAUGUCGGCAGGGUUUGGUAUCAAAUAG
Candidozyma auris is the source of this 2724-nucleotide messenger RNA. RefSeq names its product putative E3 ubiquitin-protein ligase. The coding region runs from base 1 to 2724 and encodes 907 amino acids. The record is from RefSeq and is a predicted model, not a curated record. Gene Ontology annotation, biological process: protein polyubiquitination. The transcript has a single exon. Lineage: Eukaryota; Fungi; Ascomycota; Pichiomycetes; Serinales; Metschnikowiaceae. Gene Ontology annotation, molecular function: ubiquitin protein ligase activity.